Messenger RNA from Ipomoea nil (Japanese morning glory), 1457 nucleotides. RefSeq names its product random slug protein 5. The record is from RefSeq and is a predicted model, not a curated record. Bases 216 to 1082 code for a protein of 288 amino acids. The transcript is spliced from 6 exons. NCBI's taxonomy places the organism in Eukaryota, Viridiplantae, Streptophyta, Magnoliopsida, Solanales, Convolvulaceae.
AUACGUACAACUACUGGUAUCAACUACCCAACAACAAACUGAAAAUUACAAGUAUGGUUAUCGUUCCCCAUCUGCCAUAGCCAUAACUUCCUGCUCUUCAUUUCUUCCUGCUUCUCCAUCACAGAUUUUGAGAGAGAGAGAAGAAGAAGAAGGAAGGAUCUGUAAUCUGUUUGUUUGGAAGGAGGAGCUGAGGAAGAAGGGAGCAGGAAUCGACAAUGACGUCCUAUUUGCGAAAGACGUUCUCGAGUACAUUUGGUUCCUCAGCGGAGAAAGGGAAGAAGGAGAACAAGGCUUCGCCUCAGCCUGAAUCCGCCGAUGAGAUUCCUUACAGCGACCACGACUCGGAAGCUUCGGACGUGGAGAGCAGUCGCGGAAAUUGCGCCGAGAAGGAAGAGGUAGAGCGCAGUAAGAUCGGAAUCAUGAGAGCUGUUGUUCAACGGGAAGAUCCUUCCGCUAAGGAUGCGGAUGACUUGAUGAUUCGGAGAUUUUUACGAGCUAGGGAUCUGGAUGUUGAAAAGGCUUCUGCAAUGUUUCUCAAGUACUUGAGCUGGAGGAGAGAAUUUGUGCCCAAAGGCUUCAUAUCUCCAUCUGAAAUUCCAAAUGACAUUGCCCAUAACAAGAUGUUUAUGCAGGGGAAUGACAAGCUAGGGCGUCCUAUAGUUGUUGUGUAUGGCGGCCGCCAUAAGCAAACAACUUUAGAUGAGUUUAAGCGCUUUGUCACGUUUUCACUUGAAACAAUAUCUUCUAGAAUGCCAGACGGGCAGGAGAAGUUUGUAAGCAUAGCAGACCUGGAAGGAUGGGGGUAUGCUAACAGUGACAUACGGGGAUACUUAGCAGCUCUAUCAAUUUUGCAGGAUUGCUAUCCUGAGAGGCUAGGCAAGUUGUUCAUAGUUCAUGUGCCUUACAUAUUCAUGACUGCAUGGAAGGUCAUUUACCCAUUUAUUGAUAGCAGAACAAAGAAAAAGAUCAUUUUUGUCGAAAACAAGAAAAUGAAAUCCACCCUUCUUCAAGACAUUGACGAGAGCCAACUUCCAGAAGUAUAUGGCGGCGAACUACCAUUAGUUCCUAUUCAUGACUGCUAAAUGAUGACCCUUCUAUUGGAACAAAUUUCAUCAAUGGCUUCUUCUCCACAAGCCUUACCUUCUAUGGCUACGACGCUAUCGCGGAUGACUGAACUCAUCAUACCUUGAAUGGCCCUUUUGAUACCUAUUAAUAUUGAUAUCUACUUUAGAAGAGCUUUUAGAAGCCUAGUGUUCAAGGGCAUGGCAUAGUUCAUCAACCAAAUAUGUGAUGAUCAGCCUGCUAGUAUAAUGUAUACCAUUACUUUUAUGCCAAAUUAGAUGAUAUUGGGAUCUUUGAACUCUGUCACUAGUCACGACUCACGACUCCCGAAUAUGUUGCUACUGUGGUUAGACUACUUUUCUUGUUUAUGAACUACUUAAACAGAUUACUCUCCC